AUGCAGUCCUGUACCUGGAUUUUGGUCGCGUCCCUGGCUCUGCAGCUAUGCUCCGGGCAAAACCAUACGCGGCCCCGUUCAACAAACUUGUUGCUCGAUCUGCUGAAGCGGAACAUUGAUUGGAACCGUGAUCCGUGCGACAACUUUUACCAACAUGUCUGCCCUUUAAAUGCAACCGGGCCAUUCGCCCUAGCAUAUUCGCUAUCACCAGAAAUUAUCGACUAUAUCGAAAAAUCGACGAGGCCUAGCCCAGUCGAGAUUGCUCUAAAGCGAAUGGUGGUAAAUCCGAAUGCUAAUGAAACGGAUCUUCGCGACCUGCGCGCCGCUGCGGCUUUCGUAGAGGGCCUACGUCAGCACGCAGGAAUGUUAGCAUACCUACGUCAUGAGCUAACCCCAGAGGAGCUCAAUCAGUUCUCCAACUACGCGCCGGUGGUGGAGGACCUGAUUCGCGUUACCGUAAGCCAAGUAGAGGUACGAUUCGUCAGCUCUGCAUACUUGAUAUUUACA
Messenger RNA from Mesorhabditis spiculigera, 507 nucleotides. NCBI's taxonomy places the organism in Eukaryota, Metazoa, Nematoda, Chromadorea, Rhabditida, Rhabditidae. The record is from the annotation of a GenBank genome assembly.